Molecule: messenger RNA, 7023 nt
Organism: Podarcis lilfordi (Lilford's wall lizard)
Lineage: Eukaryota; Metazoa; Chordata; Lepidosauria; Squamata; Lacertidae
Source: the annotation of a GenBank genome assembly
GCCACCGCCGGCGCCAGCGCCGCCGCCUCGCCCUCUUCAAGUUGGCACUUUGAAAAUGUCCCUGCCGUUUGCCCGGGAAAGCCGAGGUCGCCGGGGUCCCGCCUCGGCCUGCCUCCGGCCGGGGCUUCCCUUUGCGCCCAAGCCCCGCUAGAGCGCGCCGGAUCCCGGCCCGGGAAAGCCGUUUCCCCCGCGCUGCUCGUGCUCCUGCUCCUCCAUGCCCCGGCGCCAGCCAUGCUUCUCCGGCUCCUGCUGCUCGCCCUGCUCGGCCUGGGCCGGGCGCCGCGGCCGGGAGGCGUCCCGACGGCUUGGGGAGCCUCGGAGCCGCGCGGCGCGCACGGGGACCCGCCGCUUGGAGGCGCCGAGGACGCGGGUGCGGAGGGAGACCCGUGGUGCCCGUACAAGGUGCUGAGCGAAGGCCCCGACGGCGGCGGAGGAGCCUCGGGGGCGCAGGGCGGGCGCCUGUGUUUCCGCAGCCGGGCGCGGGGCUUCCAGUGCGCGCCGCGGAGCUGCAAAGCGCACCGCUCGCCCGGGCGCGCCCUGCUGGCCAACGUGCUCCUCAACGGCAGCGUCCUCCUGCAGUGGGGCUGGCCUCCCCUGCUGGCCGAGGGGGAAGAAGACGGCGACGACGAGGGAGCCGAAGCUCCCACCUCCUCGGCCGAGGUCGGCCUGCUGCGCGGCUUCUCGCUCUCGUGCUCGUGGGAAGGCGCCUACACGCGUUUCCAGUGCGACCGCGUCCAGCUGGGCGCCGCUUGCCGCGACUACCUGCUGCAGGACGCGCACGGCAGCGUCCGCUACCGCCUCUGCUUGCAGCCCCUCUUCGCCGCUGCUGCCACCGCCAACGGCACCGAUCCUGAUUCUGCUCCUCCUCUCCGGUGGCCUCCGGAAUGCGUGGAGUUCACCGUGGAGCCGGCCGGCAUGCGGGAGAUCGUGGUCGCCAUGACGGCCGUCGGGGGCUCCAUCUGCGUCAUGCUCGUCUUCAUCUGCCUCCUGGUCGCCUAUCUCACCGAGAACCUCACGCCCCCCGCCGCGCCCGCCGCCAAGAGGGGAAACUGAGGCGGGUUAAGCCCCGAGGAGCGCGCAGUGAGACCCUGGCUGCCCUCGGGUGGACGGGGGAAGAGAGCCCCAGCGAGCAACCUUUGAGCGUGCGCAUCUUGCCGAGGACGCACAGCUGUGAUCCCUGCUCCGAAUUACUUUAUGUAAUCAGGGGAGUAAGCCAUAAUGGGGUGUAGCGUCGGAAGCCCACCCCCCUUUCAGAUUGGUUUCAAAUCGGAUGGGGGACCUGUGUGUGGAGAUUCUUGCAUUGCAGGGGGUUGGACUAGAUGACUCUGGGGUGCCUUCCAAUUCUGCAAUUCUAGUAUUCUUUCAGGUUUGCUUGGCUAUAAAGCCCCCCUUCCCGGGGAUUGCUUUCUGAGUAAGCCUGCCCAGGAGGAAGGGGCUGUGCAGGUGGGAUCCCAGUCACAUUUACUUGGUAGCAAGUCUGGACUUUAACUGGCAAGCGGAUCCAGUUGCAAAUUAGGGCUGCAAAGGGUCUUGGCCUGAUUGGGGGAAGCACUUCUUUUCAAAAUCCUUUUAGCUCAGUUAAAAGGGUGCCUUCUUUGGAUUAAUGCCACACUUUAAAAAAUAGAUAUAUUUAGGUUAAUUUAUAAUAUUUCCCCUCUUCUCCCACAUCUGGGAAUGCUUCUUCCAACAAGAGACAUGACAUUCUUUCUUUCCCCUCCCCACCCCCCACUUUCACUGCUGGGCAUAUUUCCUGGGCAUAUUUAUGCAAAUUUAAUUGGCUGACCAUUUAAUCAAUGAAAACUCAUAGGAUGAAUCGACAUGGGGCCCUUCUAGAUUACCUGUUUAUGUUGCAUUCAUGUUGCAUUCAUCCUGAUUUUUUUGUAGGGUGGUUAGACAAUGCCUCAAAGGAAGCAUUGCCCUUCCAGUGUGUUUUCACUGUUACUUUCCUUAUUGCAAAAACUCCAGUCUUUAGGGGAAGCAGGUUUGCUGCGCAAGACCUCCCCACUAUAAUUGGCCAGGCGGUAGGUAGCUCAAUGGCAGAGCAUCUGCUUUGCAUGCAGAAGGUCCCAGGUUCAAUCCCCGACGUCUCCAGCAAGGGCUGGGAACGUCUCCUGUGUCUAAAACCCUGGGUCACUGCUGCUGGUUGGUGUUGCCAUUACUGGGUUAUAUGGACCAAGAGUCAGCUUCCUGCAUUUCUAGAACCUGAAUUUGCUGGUAUGUGAUUGGACCCCGCUCAAAGAGAGCAACGGUCUGGAAGCACCCUAAGAUUUGUGGUUAUGAGGGUGAUAGGGACGCGGGUGGCGCUGUGGGUUAAACUACAGAGCCUAGGACUUGCCGAUCAGAAGGUCGGCGGUUCGAAUCCCCGCGACAGGGUAAGCUCCUGUUGUUUGGUCCCUGCUCCUGCCAACCUAGCAGUUCGAAAGCACGUCAAAAUGCAAGUAGAUAAAUAGGUACCACUCUGGCGGGAAGGUAAAGGGUGUUUCCGUGCGCUGCUCUGGUUCGCCAGAAGCGGCUUAGUCAUGCUGGCCACAUGACCCGGAAGCUGUACGCCGGCUCCCUCGGCCAAUAAAAUGAGAUGAGCGCCGCAACCCCAGAGACUGGACCUAAUAGUCAGGGGUCCCUUUACCUUUACUAUGAGGGUGAUGGUAGACUGCACUGGACCUACCCAUUCUGUUGGGGGGCAAGGAGAGAGAGAGGCUCCCUCCCCUACUUUAUGAAACAGUAGUUCUGGUCCUCUCUGGCUAGAGACCUCUGGGGGAAGCCCUCACACAGUUGCCUAGGGCUCAUCUCCACACCUGCACACAUCAUGUGACAACUGCACCAUCAAGUGAUGACUUGACUUGGAUUUUUGGAUUGUGGGUCAGCCACCACCUAAUAGGAAGUCCACUUGCUCCAGGUUGCCCUGCUUUCAGUGGUGUGAGCUCCCCAUUCACUGCCUUUUCUGGUUCUUUGAGAAAUUUGCAGGUAAAGUCCCACAUGCUCUGUUAACCCCUCACUGACUUCACUCACUUUGCCUGCCUACACAGUGUACAGAUGUUGUAUUUUAAAGAGGCAUCCCCAUUUUGGGGGGAGCAGCCCUUUUUGGUGAGAAGUGGUGGAAAAUGCCUCCAGACUUGGAGAUCCCAGGGAUAGGGACCAUGUCUGUGGGGCUGCUGGCUAUUAGGAAAGAGACUAGUGUCUGCUCUGGGAGCAGGAGGGGAAUAAGAGGGGAAGCUAGGACCAAGGGGAAUCCCUUGGGUGGGUGAGCAGAAAUAUAAGGGCUAGCUGAAGAUGAUGCUGGGAACAGCUGUGAUGGAACAAAGCAACCUCUGGCUGUGCAUACAUUUUCCCCCCUCCCCAAAGAAUCCUGGGAACUGUAGUUUGUUAUGGGUGCUGGGAAUUGUAGUGCUGUGCAGGGUAAACUGCAGUUCCCAGGUUUCUUGGAGUGGGGUAUGCUUCAAAGGCACUUUGUGUAUGCAGCCUCUGUCUGUUCUGAAUGUCAAAGCUCGGGUGGUGUAGGAAGUGCAGGAAUAAAUGCAAAGUGCCCCUGAGCAAAGUGCUCUCCGACCUAAGCAGCGGUUCCCUCCACCAGCUGGUUGGGAAAGUGGGGGAAGUUGGACACCUUCAGAAAAAGUAUAGAAGCAUUUCUCCAUGGCACCUGGCCCCGUUGAAGCAAAGUAGGGUUGCCUCCAUUGCAUCAGCUUUAGCUUUGAGACACACCUGGACCGGUCCAGAAUAUGCAUCUUCUCAUCCAUCAUGUCUGGGACUUGUUAGCCUGCAUCUGGACCGAAGAUGGAACUGAUGCCUCAAGUAAGGAGAACCAGGCACCUCUCUUCUCCAAGAGUUGAGCUGAAUUCUUGAAGCAGAAAACCCCAGAACUCAAAUGUGAGAAUCUGCCGUCUGAAUUUUUGAAGUUUUGAAAAUGCAGUGUUUCAAAAAAACGAUCUUGAAGUAACUUUUUCUAUUCUGUCAUAAUCCAACACCUGCUUAAACAGGGGACAGCGUGUAGCAAUGAGCACAUCUGCGGGUGGCUCUAGGUAUGUCCCCAAACCUUUGACCUUCAGCACAAAGUAGUACAUUCUUUUAAAAAAGAAGGGGGGAAGUGGUUUUCAGGUUUUAUAUAUGGGGAAAAAAUGAAUUUGAAGUCAUUCAUUUCAGAUUGUUGUCAAACAUCGUUCCGUGUCUAACUGUUCUCAAAUAACUUUAGAGGGAGAUGGAGGCUUCCUUGAAACUAGAGUUUCCCAGAGAUGAAAUUCAGGUUUCAAAAGGAUUUUAGAAGCAUAUAUGAGUUAGACUAAGGGUGGCUAAGAUGAUGACUUCUGUAUGUCCCUGAGUUUUAGCUCGCAUCAUCUGCUGGCUUGGGCCCUCUGGGUGUCGCUGAACUACAGUUCCCACCAUCCCUGGCUAUUGACCAUGGUUGCAGGGACUGAUGGGAGUUGUAGCCCAACAUCAGUCAGAGGGCACCAGGUUGACUGUCCCUGAGGUCAGACUUUGCAUUAAAGCAGAUGUGGGGAACUUGUGGCCCUACAGACAUUGCUGGACUAAAGCUCCCAUCCUUCCUUGCAAGUGUGGCCAUAGCCAGGGAAGAUGAUGGGAGUUGUAGUUCAGAGACACCUGGCGAGCCAGAGGUUUCCCACACCUGCUUAGAAUAAGAUUGGUCAACAGUUCUGUUGCUCUGUUUGCUGAAUUUUCUCUGGCUUGGUUUCAAGGGAGGAAAAACUUUCAUCUCGCUCAGGUGCUUAGAUACCGUUUUCUGUUUCUGUGAUGGGAAAAGGUAACACAGUGGUGAAAUGGGGGGCAUAGAUGCUCAUUUGAUCAGACUUCCUUGUUUGGGUAGCAGUAAUGUGUGUGACGCGGGUGGCGCUGUGGGUUAAACCACAGAGCCUAGGGCUUGCUGAUCAGACAGUUGGUAGUUCGAAUCCCCGCAACGGGGUGAGCUCCCGUUAAUCGGUCCCAGCUCCUGCCAACCUAGCAGUUCGAAAGCACGUCAAAGUGCAAGUAGAUAAAUAGAUACCGCUCCGGCGGGAAGGUAAACGGUGUUUCCGUGCGCUGCUCUGGUUCACCAGAAGCGACUUAGUCAUGCUGGCCACAUGACCCAGAAGCUGUACGCCGGCUCCCUUGGCCAAUAAAGCGAGAUGAGCGCCGCAACCCUAGAGUCGGUCACGACUGGACCUAAUGGUCAGGGGUCCCUUUACCUUUACCUUUAACAUGUGUGAAUUUUCUGCCAGUUUUAGUUGAAAGUCCUGCAUCGCCGGGGGUUGGACUAGAUGUCCUUCGGUGUCUCUUCCAGCGCUACUGUUCUAUUAAAUGGUCACUCUAGGGCAAGGAUAGGAAAUCUGUGGCCCUCCAGAUAUUGUUGGACUAGCGCCGCACACCAGCCGAUGUGUUUUUUUAUCUAUCUACCAUAAGGUCCUUCUGCAGGUCGCAACAAUACGAAAAUACAGUAUUAAAAUCAGUUAAAACAAUUGGUAAUUGGAAGAACAGGGUUGGCCCUAGAAAUCUCUAUCGGGCCAAGUUGGGGGACCUCCCAGGUGUGCGCCACCAGUGAAAAAGCCCUCCUCCUGUGCCCGCUUUCAACUAAGCAUCAGGCCAUGGCGAUAAAUAACUGGACUCCAUUAGUAGUGCCCUUACCAGGCAGUGAAGAAGAAGGUGAUUCUUCAGGUAAUCAGCUCCAGAGUUAUUUGGGGCUUUGUUCGCAAGGAGCAGACCCCUAAAACUGGUUUGGUGGCUACAUAGGUGUGGACCCUGACUUGGUUCCCAUUGGGAUAGCUCAGUCGGUGGAGCACGAGGUUGUGGGUUCGGUUCCCCGUCCUUGUCUGGCCUUGAGGAGGAAGGGCAGGGCUCAUUUAAAGGCCCCGGAGUCUGAAAGGUGGAAACAUGAAGUGUAGUGGAUGCUGGCCCUUUGGGGCAAAUGAGGCAGUGCCCUACUAACCCCUGGCUGCCCUCCGCCAGGCCGUUCCCACCUCCCUGCCUUCUUACAAUCAGUCCCUGGCUGGCGGCCUUCCUCUUACCCCUUGUAAAACUCACCAGGGAGGAAGAUGGGGUCAAAACUUGCCUGCCAUUGCCUUUGGCUCCCCCUGCUGUUGGCCUCCUACGGUUCAGCCCGACGGACACCAGUCACCGGAGUGAGGAGAACCUUUAAUAAGCAUGAUGUAAAAUUGACUUCAGUGGGUGAUUUCCCCUGUCACCAAUGCACCAAAGCUGUCCUUUGGCAAAGGCACCUCCCAUCACUGUGGUCCACUAACUGUUGUCAACUGUUUGGCCAUCUGGCUCUCAGUCCUUCUCGCUUGCCGCUUCUGUAACACCCCAGUUGUCGCCAUGCUUUGGUAUUAACUAUCUUGUGCCUUAAGUGUCCCCUCUCCCUUUGUGCUCUCUACACACACACACACACACACACACCGCUGGUUUCCACUCCAUCAGUUUUAUGGGAUAACAAAUACUUUGCUGUUGUCACUUUUACAGUAGCUGUAAAGGCAUUUUAGUUAACGAGCUGUUAAAUUACUUUUAAUUGGUUUAAUUUGGUUUGUUGGUGAUUUCCCCCACCACCACAAAAAAAAAAAAGCAAUUGCCAGAUCUCAUCGUAGGAGAUCCGUUUGAGGAUCUUUGAAUGGUAGUUGUGGUUUUCUCUUUUUUUGGUUAACACAAUUAAACUGUGUCUAGUCGUUCAGCAUUUCUACAGCAAUACCAAUGUGUGUAGAUUGUUUUAAAAACCGUUUCUGCUAGUUCCCCCCAUGUAAACAGAUGGGAGCUGUGCCCCAUAGAGAAUAACUAGCCCAAGGCUAUAUGCCGUGUUCCCAGCUGAUUUCUUUUGUCAUUUUUUUAAAUAAAAAAACAACACAUUAUUAUGAAUGCUUUUGGGAGCAAACACGCAAAGUGGCUUACACACAAUUAACACAUGUAUUAAAAAUCAGUUUCUGGGUCCUAUCUCUUUGUCACCGUGUGGUGUGACCAAGAAAUGGAAUUCAGGGUGGAGCUAUGCAAAUAAGGAGCGGGCUCGAUUCUCAGUAGCUCCCAUUACCUUCUGUCAGGAGCAAAUAAAAGUUA